Messenger RNA from Rhinichthys klamathensis goyatoka, 886 nucleotides. Its product is annotated as Alpha-aspartyl dipeptidase-like. The record is from RefSeq and is a predicted model, not a curated record. The coding region runs from base 92 to 814 and encodes 240 amino acids. Lineage: Eukaryota; Metazoa; Chordata; Actinopteri; Cypriniformes; Leuciscidae. Gene Ontology annotation, molecular function: serine-type peptidase activity. The transcript is spliced from 8 exons. Gene Ontology annotation, biological process: proteolysis.
UGGUGUAAGCAGAAAGGCGCUGGUCAUAUGCUGAGCUGUCUGUCCUCUGAUCAACUUCUACAUUUCUUUGGCAGCACAUUUGAGGAAGAUCAUGAAGAGAAGACUUCUGCUGGUAUCUAACUCCACACUUCAUGGAGGAGGAUAUCUUCAACACUGUGAGCAGCACAUCCAAGACUUUUUUGGAAAAGGAGUAAAGAGGAUCCUGUUUGUCCCAUAUGCACUGCAUGAUCGAGAUGCCUAUGCCAAGACUGCCAGAGACAAGUUCAAGACAUUGGGCUAUGAGGUGGACAGUGUCCACGAGACACCAGACCCUGUGGAUGCUGUUAGGAAAGCUGAAGGAAUAUUCAUUGGUGGCGGCAACACGUUCCGCCUGCUGAAAGCUCUCUAUGACAACAAUGUGGUCACUGAGAUUAGGAAGAGAGUUUUACAGGAUGGAAUACCUUACAUGGGAUCAAGUGCAGGCACCAACGUCUCCACCAUCAGCAUCAACACCACCAAUGACAUGCCCAUCGUCUAUCCACCCACUUUUGCUGCCAUUGCUUUAGUGCCCUUCAACAUUAACCCUCACUUUCUGGAUCCUGAUCCCAACAGCAGACACAUGGGUGAAACACGUGAACAGAGAAUCACCCAGUACCAUGAGGAGUCGGACACACCAUGUGUGCUGGGUCUUCGGGAAGGCUCAAUGCUUUUAGUGGAAGGAAACAAAGCCACCUUACUUGGAAGCACAAAUGCACGACUAUUCCAUAGAGGGAAGCAAACCACAGAGUAUGAACCGGGAAGUGAUCUCAGCUUCUUACUGACAGAUGUACAAUGAGUUGCGACAUAAUGCACAAUGCAAACAUUUUACAAUAAAUACUGUUAAAAAAAAUUCUUCAUCUUUCAACUU